Molecule: messenger RNA, 2499 nt
Organism: Brachypodium distachyon (stiff brome)
Lineage: Eukaryota; Viridiplantae; Streptophyta; Magnoliopsida; Poales; Poaceae
Product: ureide permease 1
Exons: 7
Coding region: 50-1279 (409 amino acids)
Biological process (GO): nitrogen compound transport
Cellular component (GO): membrane
Molecular function (GO): uracil:monoatomic cation symporter activity; allantoin:proton symporter activity
Source: RefSeq, a predicted model, not a curated record
AGCGGGCUCCAGCCGAUAGCGCUCUGGCGGCCUCGACCGAUCGAGCGAGAUGUUCAUGGUGCAGGACAAAGCGGGCGCCAUCGUUUCGAUCUCCUUCUCCCUCCUGUUCCUCGGCUCGUGGCCAACGAUCCUCACCCACGCGGAGCGCAAGGGCCGCCUGCCGCAGCACGCGUACCUCGACUACUCCGUCUCCAACCUCCUCGCCGCCGUCCUCAUCGCGCUCACCUUCGGCCAGCUCGGGGACGGCCGGCCCAACUUCUUCACCCAGCUCCGUCAGGCCCAGGAUGACUGGCCUUCAGUGCUGUUUGCGCUCGGAGGCGGCGCUGCGCUCAGCGUUGGGAACCUUUGCACACAGUAUGGGUGGGCAUAUGUGGGUCUCUCGCUUACCGAGGUUAUAGUUUCAAGCUUGACUGUUGUGGUAGGCACAACACUGAAUUACUUCUUGGACAACAAGAUCAACAGCGCCGCGAUUCUUUUCCCUGGAGUGGCAUGCUUCUUGGCUGCAGCCACCCUUGCCUGUGCCCUCCACAGUUCCAAUAAAGCUGAUGAUAAAAAGAAACUAAGUGCAUCCCCAAAUAGUUACAGCUUUUGCACAAAUGGAGGUUUGACCCUGGGCGAACAAGUCAGCAUCACAGAACCUCUAAGGGACACGGAAAAUGGAGAUUCUCCUGUGACAGAUGCCACCAGGGCUAAACCAGGAAGUAAAGAAUACCUAAUUGAGCUCGAACAACGGCGUUCAAUUAAGGUAUUGGAAUCAAACAAGUUCAUAGGGAUUGCAAUAGUGUUAUUCGCUGGGUUCCUCAUGUCCCUCUUCUCCCCGGCAUUCAACCUGGCCACCAACGACCAGUGGCACACCCUGAAAGACGGUGUCCCACACCUGAUGGUCUACACCGCCUACUUCUACUUCUCCAUCUCGAGUUUCGUUAUCGGUGUGGGCAUCAACAUCUGGUUCCUCUACUGUCCAAUUGCCGACGUGGAAAAGUCAUCCUUCAAGGCCUAUCUGAAAGACUGGAAAGGCAGACAGUGGGCUCUUCUUGCCGGCUUACUUUGCGGUUUCGGCAAUGGAUUGGAGUUCAUGGGUGGUCAGGCUGCUGGUUAUGCAGCCGCUGAUGCUGUUGAGGCAUUGCCACUUGUGAGCACAUUCUGGGCCAUCCUGCUGCUCAAGGAGUACUGGAGGGCAUCGAAGAAAACGUACAUUCUGCUUGUGUCCAUGCUGUUCACGUUCGCCGCCGCAGUAGCAUUGCUCAUGGGUUCAGCAGGUCAGAGGAGCACGAAGUGAUCGGCCACCCCAUCCUUUUAUCUCUUGUUCUAGUUUGCAACUCUAACUGCCACAAAGCGAAGAAAUUCAGACAGCAAGGCAUGCAAGGGCCCUGAUGAUCCAGGAAGCAGGCCAUGCCUGAAAUUCCAUUCAUGAAGUUUCGGUUUGAAUAGAGCUGUACGGAUAAUGGAAAGGAACCACAGCAUCAACAUUUAGCAUAACCAGACCUUUAGGUGGUGGAGUGACUGGAGUCCAUUGACGAGCAGACGUCAGGGAGCCACAACUGAUAGAAGUUCUGGGUUUAAACGUGUGUUGCAUGAUCAGUAUUAUAUAUCCAAAGAUUUCUAUCACAUAAGGAGCAUCUUCUGCUAAAUUACCAUUUCAUUCCAGGAUAGCUCAUUAAAGAAGAUUCAGUUUUUACUUUGGUUUUCUGUUACAAGAGAUGUUCAACUGUUCCUCUUUGCUGGAUACAUAACAAAGGAGACAUGUACAGAUAUCUGGAUCUAUCUUGCAGCUGAUUGCACACAAGGAUUUCUCUGGUACAAAUAUGUCAGGAGUGGGAUGUAAUAUCCAUACUUAGCAGGCAGUAACAGAUCUCAGCCAAUCUAUAUAGGUCAGACUGGAAAUAUAUGUGUAUGCUCAAGCACAGAGUAUUACCACAAUCCAUGCAUAUGUUCUUCUAGAUGGCAAACUCAAUACCAGAGGUGUGAUGUUUAGGAAAAAAAAUCAGUGCGAAUGAAAUCUAACGGUGGAAGGGAAGCAUCUUUUGUGAAUCCGUCUGACUCAUUGCCUGAAUUAAUUAACUGGUUGGUCAGUGCCAUCGUUGCCGAUGAGCUCGAGCGCCAUCUCAAGGCUCGCAACGACAUCUGAUAUGUCCGGCCGUUCCUUCCCCUCCAUCUGCACGCAGCAUGCUGCCGUCUGUGCCAGGUGAUCGAUGGCACGUGGGUCUUGCAGCUGCAGGUGCGGAAGCAGCUCCCUAAUCAUGAGGAUCCGACGGGCCAGCUGGUCGCACUCUCUCCUGUUCUGGCGAGCCGUCAGCGCGGCCUUCAUGAUCAUGGAGAUGAGCCCACCGAUGUCCGCGCCGUCCCCGCCUGAUUCAGCCCAGUCCAUAGCACCAUUGCAGCCGCCUUGCAAGUAACCUGCACACAAGAUAGACAGACUCAAAAGGAUCGUGUUCUUCGUGCUCGUGCCUUUUCUUGAAAGAAAAGGAGUUCAGCAAAUGUAAAUUGUGCUUGGUUUCC